AUGUUAAGAAGAGGAAUCACUUUAACCCUAGCUGCCAUAUUAUUAAUUACUAGCUCUAAUGCUAUUUAACUUAAGCUAAAAUCUAAGUAAGUCACAACUAACACUCCAUCCCAUGAACUGUUUACUAAUUUCUUUAUUAGUGUCCAAGUAAGUAAUCAGGAUCCAACUGAAGCUCCCGGAGACACAUCUGCUCUUCCUGAACCACCAAGGGAAACUGUUACUUGGGAUUAAAUUGAAAGAUAUAGAGAUGAAUGCUGCUAAUAUAUUCAGAAAGAUCUCGAUAAUGGAAUAAUCGAUGAAUAGGAGGCAUAAAUUUAAAGAGGUCAAGUUGAUAAUAGAAUGUGGAAUCUUAUUAAUGAAUAUGAGAUGGAGUAAUUCUAUUAAGAUAUUGAGGAUUGUGUAAUUGAAAAUGAGCAUAGCAGAGAUCCUUUAUAUGAUCCAGCUAUUACUACUGGACCACCAGAGCCUACUGGACCUUAGGUUCCUUAACCCACUGAGGCACCAAUUCCAGAUCCCACAAAAGCAGCGUCCAGCAAAGCUUAACAUAAUACUGAAGCUAGAAUCACCCUCACUGAAGAGGAAAUUGAAGAAUUCAGAGAGGCUUGCACCCACUAUGUGGAUUCACUUCUAGAAUAAGGUGAAAUCUCCGAAGAAAAAGCUGAAGAAUCAAGAGUGAACUUUGAGGAGAUUCUUUAAGAAAUUCUUGACUAUGGAGAUUCGGAUCUCUAUUACUCUAAUCUUUCAAGAUGCUCUUGA
Messenger RNA from Stylonychia lemnae, 756 nucleotides. NCBI's taxonomy places the organism in Eukaryota, Ciliophora, Spirotrichea, Sporadotrichida, Oxytrichidae. The record is from the annotation of a GenBank genome assembly.